Molecule: messenger RNA, 2982 nt
Organism: Pongo pygmaeus (Bornean orangutan)
Lineage: Eukaryota; Metazoa; Chordata; Mammalia; Primates; Hominidae
Gene: ABHD14A
Product: abhydrolase domain containing 14A
Exons: 6
Coding region: 2000-2794 (264 amino acids)
Cellular component (GO): cytoplasm
Source: RefSeq, a predicted model, not a curated record
GGAGCGGCCCGCGGAGCUGCGGAGGCAGCCAUGGUCGGGGCGCUGUGCGGCUGCUGGUUCCGCCUGGGCGGGGCCCGCCCGCUCAACCCGUUCGGCCCGGUGAGUCUCCCCGGGGAGGGAGGCCGGCCGGUGGCCCGGGGGAGGGCCGUCUUUACCCCGCCCCUUGCCCCGGCGCCCCGGGGCAGAGUCCCGCGGAAGAAGCAGACGCUGGGGCUGCGAGUGUGCGUGUGCGCGCGUGUUAUGUGUGUGCGCAGGGUCUGCAUAUGUUCUUGGGGGUCUGGGUGUAUGUGUACGCUCGUGUGUCUGCGUGGUGUCCGUCAGUGGGUUUCCGCGCGCUUGUAUUUUGGGGGGGGGGUGUUGAUGUCUGCCUGCUUGUGUCAGCGUAUGUCUUCCGAGUGUAUUUCUGUGUGCGUGUGAUUUUAAGGGUAUGUGUCUACCUGUCUGCGUGUGUGCAUUUCUGGGGGUUUGUGUGUGUGUGUGUCUGCUUUCCUGUGCAUGUUCCUUUCUUGUGUGAGUGUGUAGUCUUAUGGUUGUGUGUAUGACCGUGCUUGAGUAUUUCUGAGGAUCAGCCUGUGGUUUUGAAAGUGUGCAUCUCCAUCAGUCUCUCUGGCUUCCUGAUGCCUGACUGUGUGCGUGAUGUAGAGGGUACCAUUACAAGGGAUUGACUGCACACAGGCCAGUGUGUGUGCAAGGAGGCUGCAUGUACAUGCAAGAAAUAGCUUGUGCAAAAGAAAGGCGUGUGGAGGCAAGACUCGUAUUUGUGCGUGUGUGCACCUGUGUAUCAUUGUCAACGCAUAUUCCAAUGACCUAACGCGGGCACAGUUUACCCUGCCCCCCGCAAACCCCCCCCAGGCGGCCGGCUGCAGGUCGGCUACAAUUGCCUAGUACUGCGGGCACCCUGGGUUGCCAAGGCAACAGCCUAAGCCCCGCCCUUCCCGCCUUGGAGAAGCGCUGGGGCGCCCCGAGUGGACAGCAAGGAAAGGUCCCUCGCGCCCGGUGGGAAUCUGGGCUAACGCCCAGUUAGAGACGCGCGUCUGAGGUUGUUAGUGGUCUCGAAGAAAAGAGGAACGCGCUCUUCCUCCACUAGGUCCUGGUUUUCCAGAAAGAGCAGAAAGGCGGCUGCUGCUGUGGCCCACAAACCCCCCGACCCCGAAGCCUGGGGAUGCGGGCUCAGGAAACAGCCCCAAAACAUCCCGGAGGGAAGAAUAGGACCCAAGACGGGCCCCCGGCUCCUAGCUCGGACAAGCGCCCAGUUGGCACAAAAUAAAGAUGUGCUGGCCAGGCGCGGUGGCUCACGCCUGUAAUCCCAGCACUCUGGGAGGCCGAGGCGGGUGGAACACGAGGUCAGCAGUUCGAAAACAGCGUAGCCAACAUGGUGAAACCCUGUCUCUACUAAAAAAUACAAAAAUUAGCCGGGCGCGGUGGCGGGCGCCUGUAAUCCCACUAUUCGGGAGGCUGAGGCGGGAGAAUUGAUUGAACCCGGGAGGCGGAGGUUGCAGUGAGCCGAGAUUGUGCCACUGUACUCUAUCCUGGGCGACAGAGCAAGACUCCGUCUCAGAAAAAUAAAAAUAAAAUAAAGAUGUGUUUGCUGGACUCCUGGAAGGAAGCAGGCGUGCUCAUCCUAGGCCCAAGAAAUGACAGGAACAACCCUGAUCCAGUCCACGGUAUUAUCAAAAUCUCACAGGAAGCUUAGGAGGGCAGCCACGAGGUUAUCCCAUUUUACUGACAAACUGAAAACACAAGGUCAGGAAGUGGCAGUCUCAAAGGCCUGUCCUGUUUGAGUCCUGGGUCCUAAGGGCUGUCGUCUGGGGUGGCAGAGACCCCAGACUGGAGGAGUCCACGAAGCAGGUCAUUUGGCCAGAAGCUGUCUGUGUGUGGGAUGCAUUCUUGGUGGAAAAGAACCUUGUAUGUGAAGCGCCACACUCAGGGCCUGCUCUCAUAAGCGCUUGAUGAACGGAAGUGGUUUCAGCUGAUGCCAUGAUGGUGGUGGUCAUUGAGCAUGCUGUGUGCCAGGGAACACCUCAGAUGCACCUCCUCACACUGUGAGACUGUGGUACAGACCUCCAUGAGCCGGUCCCAGGUAGCCCUGCUGGGCCUGAGUCUGCUGCUCAUGCUCCUACUGUAUGUGGGGCUGCUGGGCCCCCCUGAGCAGACUUCCUGGCUCUGGGGAGACCCCAAUGUCACAGUCUUGGCUGGUCUCACCCCUGGCAACUCCCCCAUCUUUUACCGCGAGGUGCUCCCACUCAACCAGGCACACAGGGUGGAGGUGGUGCUGCUUCAUGGAAAGGCCUUUAACUCUCACACGUGGGAGCAGCUGGGCACACUGCAGCUACUGUCACAGAGGGGCUACCGGGCCGUGGCCCUUGACCUUCCAGGUUUUGGGAACUCGGCACCUUUGAAGGAGGCAAGCACAGAGGCAGGGCGGGCAGCGCUGCUGGAGCGGGCGCUGCGGGACCUGGAGGUACAGAAUGCAGUGUUGGUGAGCCCCUCGCUGAGUGGCCACUAUGCCCUGCCCUUCCUGAUGCGAGGCCACCACCAGCUACAUGGAUUCGUGCCCAUCGCACCCACCUCCACCCAGAACUACACCCAGGAGCAAUUCUGGGCUGUGAAGACUCCAACCCUUAUCCUGUAUGGAGAGCUAGACCACAUCCUGGCUCGAGAGUCACUGCGGCAGCUCCGCCACCUGCCCAACCACUCUGUAGUGAAGCUACGCAAUGCAGGCCAUGCCUGCUACCUCCACAAGCCGCGAGACUUCCACCUUGUCCUGCUUGCCUUCCUUGACCAUCUACCUUGAACUAACCCACUCCCAGGUCCCGGCCUGGCCUGAGCUUCGACAGUCUGGACCGCCAGCCACCCUCCCCCGACCAGGGAGACAGCCUCUGGGAUUGGAGGCCAGAGGCCAGAGGGUCAGACCCAGCCAGGACUUCUCAUUUCAUCUCACAGACACAAUAAAAAAGCAUAUUUGCCCUGCCUGGAAAGUGA